This is a messenger RNA of Pestalotiopsis fici W106-1, 1434 nucleotides long. RefSeq lists its product as uncharacterized. Gene Ontology annotation, molecular function: FAD binding. Lineage: Eukaryota; Fungi; Ascomycota; Sordariomycetes; Amphisphaeriales; Sporocadaceae. The record is from RefSeq and is a predicted model, not a curated record. The transcript is spliced from 2 exons. Bases 1 to 1434 code for a protein of 477 amino acids.
AUGGCACCACUGAAAGUAAUUAUAGUUGGAGGCGGCCUAGCCGGUGCAUGUCUUGCAAAUGGUUUGAUCAACAAAGCAACCGAUCCAAUCGAAGUAUUGCUAUUCGAACGCGAUCAUGAAGCAUCAGACAGAGACGGAUAUCAAAUUCGUCUUGGGGCGCACGCGCUGACUGGUUUCCGGGCUUGCUUGACCGAAAGACAAUACAGUGACCUCUUGUUGUGUUUUGGCAGAUCAGGCGGCGUUGUAUCUUCGGCACCGGCCAUAUACAGCCCUGAGAUGGACCUAUUAUUGGAUCUUGGCAAGUUCCCAGCUUACACCAAAAGCGCGCCGAUUGGACGUGCUCGAUUACGAAAUUUUCUUCAGAGUCCUCUGCGCGAAAAGAGCAAAAUACGCUACGGCAAGAAGUUUGUCAGGUUCGAAGUGCUCGGAAGUGGUGAUGAUAGCAAGGAAAGCAGAAUCAGGGUGCACUUUGAGGAUGGGUCCGGUGAGGACUGCGACAUUCUGGUAUCUGCUGAGGGCAGCGGCAGCCGCGCCAACAAGCAGCUGGGUUGUAAUAACAUCAGUGCCACAUCUUCUUUAGGUGCCGGUUCAAUGCUAGGCAAAUGCCAUCUUCCCUGGACCGUCCUCCGAGCCCUUCCGCGUCCGCUGCUGGACAAGGGCACCAUGUUUGCCGCCACGGCCAAAGCGACAUUAUUUGCAGCAGCAUAUCUCCCAGACAGCCUUUCUCCAUCUGCCCAGAAUGCUUCCGCCGCGACAGAUCUGAAGGGUAUCAAGAAACCCAGCAACUACGAUGAAGAGCAGGCGUCGUUGAUGGUCGGGGUGGCAUGGACUGAAGGCCUGUCGUCAAUGGAAGCCGCCCAAUUGCCGGAUGCAAAAGCCUUUCUAAGAGACAAGCUGAUGGAAGCUGGUUUCCAUGCGGAAUACUUGAAGCUGAUUGACGCGCUCGACCCCGAUGCGAUUCAGGGAGUUCCCUUCCGAACGUCAAGCGACACCGCCGUUGAUUGGAGACGCCGACUACUCGAGGGUGAAAAAGCCUCCCACCGCCCGGAAAUAGGCAAUCCCCGAGUCUGGCUGAUUGGCGAUGCCAUACACCCAAUGCUUCCGUCCAGGGGGAUGGGUGCCAAUCAAGCACUCCACGACACUGCCGACGCACUUGGGCCUCUCUUGGCACUGGCAAAGAGGAAGAGUUUGACGGGAACCGUCUCGGAUGAGGAGGUUCGAUUGCAAUUGGAGACAUACGAGAACGCAAUGAUUCCUAGAGCGUUUACCUGGGUGAAAAGAAGCGCUGCUCAAAAUUUGCCUGGUCUAGAUACUUUCAAAGGUCGAGCUAUAAUCUUUGUUCUCCGAGUCGGUCUGGUCGUCGUGGGUGCUUUCAUGGAAGUCAGAAAAUUGUUUGGUUGGAAGCCAACGGAUGAUGCGCCCGAACUUCGUUAA